Molecule: messenger RNA, 609 nt
Organism: Lactuca sativa (garden lettuce)
Lineage: Eukaryota; Viridiplantae; Streptophyta; Magnoliopsida; Asterales; Asteraceae
Source: RefSeq, a predicted model, not a curated record
AUGACGGGGUCAAACAACGACCUGAAUGUGCUUGGAGCCUCUUCGAUAGUUAAUGAUAUGUUGCAGGGUAAAGCACCAAACAUGUCGUUCGUUGUGAAUGAACAUCAAUAUAACUAUGGGUAUUACCUUGGUGAUGGGAUAUAUCCAGAGUACGCUAUGUUUGUCAAGUCGUACUCAUUUACGGCCGAUGAAAAACGAAAAUUGUUCAAGUUAGCACAAGAAUUGGCAAGGAAGGAUGUGGAACGGGCGUUUGGGGUCCUCAAACAAAAGUGGCACAUUAUCAAACAUCUGGCACGGUCAUGGGAUAAGGCAAAAUUGACGAAGGUGUUGACUGCUUGUGUUAUUUUACAUAACAUGAUAAUAGAAGAAGAGGGUGAGGCUAUUUGUAUGUAUAAUCCGAAAGAUAUUAUUAACCCACUUGCAGUAAUACAAGUCGGCAGCCCUACAUACUUCACACGACUUUUGGAAAUACAAAACAGUGAAACACAUCACAAUUUACGUUAUGAUUUGACUGGGCAUAUAUGGCAAAGGCAAUUCCAUCAACACAGUGGCAAUGACGACGACGAGGUUGACGAUGACGAUGACGACGAGGAGACGACAAUAAUGUAG